Messenger RNA from Pungitius pungitius (ninespine stickleback), 3991 nucleotides. RefSeq names its product protocadherin gamma-A2-like. Gene Ontology annotation, cellular component: plasma membrane. Gene Ontology annotation, molecular function: calcium ion binding. Bases 1446 to 3836 code for a protein of 796 amino acids. Gene Ontology annotation, biological process: homophilic cell-cell adhesion. The record is from RefSeq and is a predicted model, not a curated record. The transcript has a single exon. NCBI's taxonomy places the organism in Eukaryota, Metazoa, Chordata, Actinopteri, Perciformes, Gasterosteidae.
UUUGUUAAACUUUAAAGCUUGUAUUACCUGUUAGAAAUUAAUAAUACAGAGCAUGGUUUAAAGAUCAUUGUGUUGUAUGCUCGAUGUCGUUUAGUCUACGCCUUCCACAUUAUAUUUAGUAUCCAAAAUGUAUUUAAUCAACAACACAUGAUCCUUUUUUAGAUCUCCCAUUAUGAUGAUCAUGCUUUUAUUCAUAUUAGUUAAAUUCAUUGCCAUUUGUUUUAUCUGCUUCAAGAGGCAGAAACAUAACGUUUUUCAUUCAAGAUGAAGUAUUUUUCUAUUGUUUUCAUUACUUCCUGUUCAUAUAUGAUAUCAUUUUUUAUUCUAUUCAAUGCACAAUAUAUGUUGCUCAAAAAAAUAACAAUGAGUAAAACAAAGUUUAUAUAUAUGUGGCGAGCGUGAGGUGGGGGAAGAUUACCCCGAUCGUCUAUAUUUUUAACUUAGGAAAAAGGAAACCAGCAACGCCACCCGGGAGAAGUCACUCAGGCUUUGUGCGUAAAAAGUGUUGGUUUUAUCCCCACAAAGCAGCAGCAAGUCAGAGUACGGUUCAGGGUGCCGAGACCUCAGCGUGGCAUAGUUCCGGGACAUAACGAGCCGACACGCCGUCCGACCUGCUAGCGCCUGCACAUAAACGCACGUUUAUUACGGUGCAGAUGGGAGUGUUGAUGCGCAAUAAACUGCAACAUAUCUGCGCGGUGGAACAAUUUGCGCAGCACCACAGAGAGUGCCGAGCGUCUGCAGAACCUGCAGCCAGGUAACCCUUAAAGGGUGAGGUGCGCACCAGUUGCCAGAGAGAGAGAGAGAGAGAGAGAGAGAGAGAGAGAGAGAGCAGAGCAGAUCUUCCGAUCCCUCCUUAUAUGGUAGGCAAUUAAAGGUGACAAUACCGCGAGUGGGCUGAGCUACUGGGGAAGCAGUCACCCUGCUACACAUACUUCCCUUUGUUCAGUGAAGGGAAGUCAUUUUAUCAGAUGAAUCCAGGUAUUUUAGCGGGACCUUUAAUUGGGUUUCUAUCAGAAUUGAUUAUUUCACAUCAUGGGACAGCAAUAAUUACUUGGCUUGGUGUUUUUUUCUUUGUAUUUUUUUUUUCUUUGCCUCAUGAGAUUUUCUUUUUCUUAUUCAGCUUCAGAGUUCUUGUCCUUUCAAUACAUCUUCUGAACAUUUUCUUGUGGUUCUGCAGUUUUUUAGUAUGGACUCUUAGGGCCGCUGUUGGCUAACCUGUGGAUGGCUAACAGUAGGUUUGCAGCAGCACCUCCCAUGUAACAUCGACAUAAUAAAGAAAGAGCACAGAGAGAAGGAGCGGACAGUUGAGUGAUGCAGCGAAUUUGAAACAAGACGUUGACAUUUGGGAGUUUAUCGAUUGUGGAAUUUACGGACUACUUUUUGACGUUUGAUAGUGCAAUUUUUAUGGGGUUUGUGAAUCCUACGGAUACAGUCUGGAUAGAACAAUGACGACGCAAGUACUGCUGAGUGUCUGUCUACUCUCCUUUGGAGCGGUGUUUGGGCAGGUCAGCUACACUAUUCCAGAGGAAAUGGCCAAAGGAUCUUCAGUAGGUAAUAUAGUACAGGGCUUAGGUUUACAAACCAAACGGCUGGUAUCUGGUAAAGCAAGAAUUUAUACCAGAGACAGUGAUGAGUUUAUCGAGCUGAAUAGAGAGAGGGGAGUCCUCCUCGUCAAAGAGAGAAUCGACAGAGAAGCGCUUUGCCGACGGACGACUCCGUGCGCUUUGCAUUUUCAGAUUAUUCUGGAGAAUCCUAUGGAAUUUUACAGUGUUAUAGUGCAGAUCACAGAUAUAAAUGAUAACGCACCAACCUUUGAAACAAAUGAGAUGAAAUUCAAAAUUAGCGAAUCAGCGGUAAUCGGGUCAAAAUUUGUUCUUGAACGGCCUGUCGAUCUCGAUGUUGGAAUAAAUGACUUAAAAAGCUAUGAAUUAAAACCAACGGAUAAUUUUGCUCUGAUUUUGCGCAAUAAUGCAGAUGGUAAUAAAAACGUUGAGAUUGUGCUGCAGAAGCCUUUAGACAGAGAGAAACAAGAGCAGAUAUCCCUUGUAUUAACGGCUGUAGAUGGAGGAGAGCCGCAGAUGUCGGGAACAAUGCUGAUUGUUAUUUCAGUUUUAGACGUCAAUGAUAAUGCUCCUGUUUUUACUCAGCCGACCUACAAGGCUUUAGUUACUGAGAACUCACCUGUAGGUACAGUUAUUGCCACUGUUUCAGCCUCGGAUGCAGAUCAGGGAUCUAACGGUAAAAUAACAUAUUCAAUCACGAAUACCUUAAACGAUAUAAGGAAAGUGUUUGAAGUAAAUGAAGAAAACGGCGAUGUUUCGUUAAUUGGAAAAAUUGAUUUUGAACAUUCGCAAAACCAUCAAAUUAAUUUGCUUGCGAGUGAUGAGGGGGGAUUAACAGAUUCAUGCAAAUUAAUUGUCGAAGUGCAAGACGUAAAUGACAACAAGCCUGAAAUUGACAUCAUGUCAAAGUCAACUGUUGUAUCAGAGGAUGCCAAACUUAAUACAGUCGUAACAAUGAUAAACAUCCAAGACAAGGACUCGGGAGAGAAUGGAAACGUAAAAUGCUUUGUAGAAGAAAAUGUACCAUUCACUUUAAAGACAUCAACUAAUAAUUUUUAUAGUUUAGUGACAGACAGUGAAUUAGACAGAGAGACAGCCUGCGAGUAUAAUAUAACUAUAACCUGCUCUGAUGAAGGAGUCCCCUCCCUCUCCAGCAGCGUCACUCUGACCUUACAGAUCUCUGAUGUUAACGAUAACGCGCCUGUCUUUGAGAGGACUUCAUAUGAGGCCUAUAUUGUAGAAAACAACACACCGGGUCUCUCUAUAUUCACAGUGAAAGCCAGAGAUGCUGACUGGAACCAGAACGCGCGUGUUUCUUACAUACUGGAGGAUUCUUCUGUUAACGGAGUGCCAGUCUCCUCGUAUGUGUCCGUUAGUGCUGAUAGUGGAGUCAUCCACGCAGUGCGCUCUUUUGACUACGAGCAGAUCAAAGAUUUCCAAUUCCGCGUCAAAGCACAAGACGGAGGCUCCCCUCCUCUCAGUAGCAACGUGACUGUGAAAGUGCUGAUCCAGGACAAGAACGACAACCCUCCUCAAGUUCUGUACCCGGUCCAGACUGGAGGCUCUCUGGUGGCUGAGAUGGUUCCUCGUUCAGCAGAUGUGGGCUAUCUGGUCACUAAAGUGGUGGCUGUUGAUGUGGACUCUGGACAGAAUGCCUGGCUCUCCUACAAACUGCAGAAAGCCACAGACAGGGCGCUGUUUGAAGUGGGCUUACAGAAUGGAGAAAUAAGAACUAUCCGCGGAGUCACUGAUAAAGAUGCAGUGAAACAAAGACUGACUGUGAUCGUGGAGGACAACGGGCAGCCCUCUCGUUCAGCUACAGUCAUUGUUACCGUGGCGGUGGCGGACAGCUUCCCUGAAGUGCUUUCUGAGUUCACUGACUAUACACAAGACAAGGAGUACAAUGACAACCUGACCUUCUACUUAGUGUUGGCUUUGGCUGUAGUUUCCUUCCUCUUCAUCACGUGUUUAGUGGUUAUUAUAUCAGUGAAGAUCUACAGAUGGAGGCAGUCUCGCGUCCUGUAUCACUCCAAUCUCCCUGUGAUUCCGUAUUAUCCACCACGUUACUCAGACACUUUGGGGACAGGGACUCUCCAACACGUGUACAACUACGAGGUGUGCAGGACGAAUGACUCCAGAAAGAGUGACUGUAAGUUCGGCACAGUCGGUAGUCAGAACGUGCUGAUAAUGGACCGCAGUUCUACAGGAACGAUGCAGCGGAUACAAAGUGAGAAGAACAUCCUGGAUGAACCAGACUCUCCUCUAGAGGUUUGAUUGUUUAUUUACCGUUUUUUUUAAUUCAUACUUUUUUGCAAAGAUUACAUGUCAGUGUAUUAUUUGAGUUACAAACAUUGCACAUAUUUUACAUGUUCAGCUGUGGGUCAAAGUUCCCUCAUACAUUUCAAAUACAUUUUAUGUGCAUUCUUUAA